Leucoraja erinaceus (little skate) is the source of this 3787-nucleotide messenger RNA. RefSeq names its product non-SMC condensin I complex, subunit G (gene ncapg). The record is from RefSeq and is a predicted model, not a curated record. The transcript is spliced from 21 exons. Bases 156 to 3143 code for a protein of 995 amino acids. NCBI's taxonomy places the organism in Eukaryota, Metazoa, Chordata, Chondrichthyes, Rajiformes, Rajidae. Gene Ontology annotation, cellular component: condensin complex; condensed chromosome; cytoplasm. Gene Ontology annotation, biological process: mitotic chromosome condensation.
CAGCUGUCGACAACAGUAGCAGCCAAAUAUGUUAUAUUUUUGGUAGCAGCGUCAAAGAUUAUAGAGGAGUAGCAGCAUCAUCGCCGACGGCAGCAGGACGCGGACGCGCGCUGCACUUCCGGCGCCGAACCGCGCGAGAUCAGAUUUUGCUAAAAAUGGGGUCACAGAAAAAUCAACUGCUUCAAAUCCGCCAAGUUUUUGAAAAGGCCCAGAAAGGACAUCAAAACCUGGCAAAGCUGGUGGCAGGUCUUAAGCAAAUGUAUAAUCAGUUGCAGGAUGAUGCCAAGACUUCUUUUCAUGAAGAUUUUAUCAAUUUGUUGAUGUAUCCCAUGACCAUUUAUAAGCGGGAGCCAGCAGUAGAAAGAGUGAUUGAGUUUGUUGCAAAAUUUGCUACUUCACUUAAACAACCAGUUGAUGAGGAAGAAAGUGAUGAGGAUGACAACUCUUUCUUACUGUUCCUCUUUCAAUUUUUGCUUAAGUCUCACAGUGCAUGCAGCCACUCUGUUCGAUUCCGUGCCUGUCAGCUUAUCAAUAGGCUUCUUGGUAGCAUGUCAGAAAAUGCACAGAUUGAUGAUGAACUGUAUGAUCGUAUAUAUGAUGCCAUGCUGGUGAGGUUAAAAGAUAAGUUUCCAAAUGUGCGAAUACAGGCUGUGCUUGCCUUGGGCAGACUUCAGGAUCCCAAUGAUGAAAACUGUCCAGUAAUCAAUGCAUAUUUGUAUUUGAUUGAAUGUGAUGUCAAUCCAGAGGUGAGACGAGCAGUAUUGUCCUGCAUAGCACCAUCAGCGAGAACUCUUGCUAAAAUCAUUGGCCGUACAAUGGAUGUUAAAGAUAAUGUCAGAAAAUUAGCCUACGAGGUAUUAGCAGAGAAAAUACAUAUAAAAGCUUUUUCCAUUGCCCAAAGAGUAAAACUUCUGAAGCAAGGCAUGGCUGACCGUUCAGAUGCUGUAAAAGAAGUGGUACGGAAAAAGCUGUUGCAGGCUUGGCUUUGCAUGUUGGAUGGCAAUAUUUUGGACUUGCUCCAUUGUCUAGAUGUGGAAAAUUGUGUUGAUGAGGCUGAGUCUGCACUUAAUGCUAUGUUUGCUCAAAGCCAUCUGGAGGAAUUGGUUGAUAAUUGUCAAAAUCUAAAUAAUGGGAAAGUGAUACCAGCAGAAAAUUUAACUUGUGAAAAUGCUCUGUAUUGGAAAUGUCUCUGCAACUAUGUGAAAUCAAUGGGAAAUAAAGGGGAAGAAGCCUUAGAAAAACUUUUGCCUGAAGCAGCUAUUUAUGCAUCAUAUCUCUUGAGUUUCUUGAAAAACCUUCCUGUUCUGAAAGAAUCGCUGAGAGCUGACUUUACCCAAGUUGAAGACGUAAUGAAAAAAGAAUUCAUAAGUCAAGAGUUGCUUAGUCUUGUUGGUUGCCUGGAUACAUCAGAAGAAGGUGGCAGGAAAUGUAUGCUGGGAGUGUUGAAGGAAAUUCUACUCUUGCCUAAUACACCAAGUACUCUUGUAGCAAAAGUGAUGAAGCAAUUGCUCAGCAUCCAGAAAGAAAAUGAUAGAAGGAUUCGACUGGUUGCAGAAAUAAUAUCAGAUAUCCGAGUGCCAACUGUUCAUGUUGAUGUGCCAGAGAAUGCUGAUGAAGAAAGGAGGAGGCAAGUCAAGCUUGCCAGUAUUAAAGUUCAACUGAUAGAAGCAAAACAAGCACUGGAGGAGAGUAUAGCUAGCCAGGAUUUCAUUGCUGCCUCAAAGCUGAAGCAGAAAAUUGAGGAAUUGGAAAACUUCAAAACUGAAAUGAUUAAGGCAACUGAACAACCAGAAGUUAAAGAAAAUUUCAUUGAAAAGGAUGACCCUGAAACAAUGUUAAAAUGCCUGAUCAUGUGCAAUGAGCUUCUCAAACAAAUGGCUGUUACAAAGGGUUUGGGUCCAACUCUCGAUGGAAUCACAGAAGCUUUGAUACUACCAAGUAUUGCAAAUGUUAAUCCUGCUGUAAGAAAUCUGGCAGUCUUAUGUUUGGGUUCAUCAGCAUUGCACAACAAAGAUUUAGCGAUUCAACAUCUGCCACUGUUAUUGCAGAUUUCUCAACUUGAUGAGGCCAGGGUGAAAAUCAGUGCAUUGCAAGCAGUUUUUGACAUUCUGCAAGUAUUUGGAAUUGAGGUUUUCAAACCUGGUCAUGACAAAUCGCAAGAUAUACAAAACGAGGAGAUUGGUGAUGAAACUGAUAAAUCAACAGCUGCUGAACUUACAGAAUCUGCUGUCGAAACAGAUACCGUUAACAGUAUCCUUAAACUGCUCCUAGAAUACUUAAACAGUGAGAUAACAGAACUGAAGACUGUAGCUGCUGAAGGAUUUGCUAAACUGCUUUUUUCUGGAAGACUUUCAAGUCCCAAGCUCCUUACCCGGCUUAUUUUGUUGUGGUAUAACCCUGUGACUGAAGAUGACACCUUCCUUCGACACUGCCUAGGAGUUUUCUUUCCUUUGUAUGCAUUUACCAACAGGAAAAAUCAAGAAUGUUAUCAGGAAGCUUUCUUACCUACAUUGAGGACCCUGUUCUAUGCACCAGCUUCUUCUCCUUUAGCUGAAAUUAAUCCCCUUAAUGUGGCAGAGCUUUUUGUGGAUUUGUCCCGUGUCAGUGCAACUAAUUCGCUGAACAAAAAAAAUGAGGACCAUCAGGAAUUUACAAUUCACGACAACUUGGCUGUGAAGAUCUGCAAAGAAAUAUUGAAGGAUCCAGAUUCUCCUGAUAUUCGGAUAUUGGUCAAAAUUCUGGGGUUGCUUGAACUCUCUCCAGGGCGAUCACUAUUGACCGAGCAGCUGCAUGUUCUCCUGGCCGACAUUAAGGAACUGAAAAACAAAGUAAAUCAGCGAGUCAUUGAGAAAAUUAUGAAUCACCUAAAUGGAGGAUUACAAGAGAGCGAGAAGUGUAAAGAUGACAACACAAUGGACAAAACUGAAAUUGACAAAGAACAAGGUAAAAAUUUGUCAACUGCCAAGUCUGCAACCAGAAGCAGAAGGACCAAGAGAGUACCAGAUUCCCCUGAAAGUGACAGCCACGUAUUUGUAACUCCAGCCCCUUCAGUAUCAUCAAGACCUUCAAGACGAGCAAAGACUGCAGCACUAGAAAAAACAAAAAUGAACCUUUCUCACUUACUGAACAAAGAAAAUAAUUAGUCUCAUGGCAUAACAUAACUAACUGUUGUGUUUUUUUUUAUAUGGCCAAAUAAAUCAGAUGUUGCAUUUAUUCAAUAACAUUAAAUUGAAAUUAUAUUUAGCAUUUUUAACUACCAUGUCAUACCUCUGCAAGGUGCUAAUAUUUUGUUGAAGAUGCUCCCUGAUAUCACAACCUAUAUCUUGAUAGGUUGUGAUGAUAUGAGUAAUAGAUCAGGCGUCAGAUGUUUUAAAAUGUUAUUUUUUUCCAAGAUAAAUAUCUUUCCACCAGGCUCUUACUUAAUGUAGGUGCUUUAUUAAUUUAAGCUACAAAUAAUGGCAAAAUUCUUAAUUGAUUCAUUUCAACAGUUUAAAAAAUUAAAUGGCUAAUUAAAUAUCUAAGAAUUACUUGAGAAGGCCAUCUUUGGCCUUGUGCAGUCUGACUCAUUUCAUGCUACUCGUAUAUAAACCAAUAUUAUUCUGUACAAGUAGCAUACAAUUGUCAGUAUAUUACCAGUAGAAAAUAUUAAAAUGAUUUAAUUAUUAUUUCAGUGAAAAAUCUCCUUGACUGAGUUUCUUUUCCCUGCUGUUAUGUGGUAACAUUUUGUUGCCUGUAGCUGAAGUUGCUUCAAUGUUAUUGCAAAUUAAACAUUUCUUUCAAAAUUGAA